AUCUUGGAAGGCUACUUUUUGAGCAACACAAAUAUGGCAAGUAAAAAUUAGAUUAUCCAACAAAAACAAUAAUUUUCAAAAAAAUGGGCUUGAAUAUCAUCAGAAUCUCACCCUUUUCUUCACCCAUCACCUCCACCACCACAACUACCUCCACUAGAAAACUCUUUCCAAAUUUCUCUUCCAAAAAUUUGACUUCUUCCCUUAAUCAUCCCAGAAAGUAUUCCAUACCCACUUGCUUAAACAAAUCAAAGUUUGGAUCUUUGGAAUCAAAAUCUGUUAAUCACACAAAAUUUUCAUCUGGGUUUGGUGGGAAUUUGCAUCAUCAUCAUCAUCUUCUCAAGAAAAGCUUGAGGUUUUCAACAAUGGCGGCAACUCCUGAUUCAGUUCAGAAAUCAGAGGAGGAGUGGCGUGCUGUUCUCUCUCCUGAGCAAUUUCGUAUUCUCAGACAGAAAGGAACCGAAUACCCGGGAACAGGAGAAUAUAACAAAUAUUUUGAGGAAGGAAUCUAUUCUUGUGCAGGGUGUAGUACUCCUCUCUACAAAUCAACUACCAAAUUCGACUCUGGCUGUGGUUGGCCAGCUUUCUAUGAGGGACUUCCUGGAGCCAUAACUCGCACUCCUGACAUCGACGGAAGGAGGAUUGAGAUUACUUGCACAGCAUGUGGUGGACAUCUUGGUCAUGUAUUCAAAGGUGAAAGAUUUCCAACACCCACAGACGAGCGCCACUGCGUCAACAGCAUCUCACUGAAGUUUGUUCCUCCAAAGUGAGAGUGUUGGCUAUUCUAUAACCUCUGAUAUUUGGUGUUUAGGCAACGUCGUCUACAAAGUCCUUUUAUCUGGUCCUGAAUAAGUGUAACCUUUUACUCUAUAUGUCUUGUGAUUUCAUUUCACCAAGAUCUCUUUGUUGCAAAAAGCAAUCUCACAUUGUGUAUACUGUAUAUUGUGGUUUUCCAACUGUAUGUGACUGAUUAAAGAUUUUGAUUUUCUUGUGGUGA
Beta vulgaris subsp. vulgaris (sugar beet) is the source of this 994-nucleotide messenger RNA. RefSeq names its product peptide methionine sulfoxide reductase B5. The transcript has 3 exons. Bases 84 to 767 code for a protein of 227 amino acids. The record is from RefSeq and is a predicted model, not a curated record. Gene Ontology annotation, biological process: response to oxidative stress; protein repair. Lineage: Eukaryota; Viridiplantae; Streptophyta; Magnoliopsida; Caryophyllales; Amaranthaceae. Gene Ontology annotation, molecular function: peptide-methionine (R)-S-oxide reductase activity.